UUCCCAUGACCCCUUGCACUUCCUUCACCUUCACAGCUCACGAAGGGUACAUCCUUCAAAAGAAGCAGGAUGCCAAUUCCCCGGAGAGCUCUCUGCCCAUGGGCUCCAUGGCUAACUGCUCCGGCCGCAAGAUCCCAUGGCCUCGGUGGUGCUCCGAUGCCCCUCACCCACUGCUGAAGAUCCCCGGUGGGCGAGGGUCAGGCAGGGAUCACCUCCUCAGUGUGCUCCUUUACAAGGAUGAGAGGCUGACGGUAACACAGGCCACCCCAGCAAAUGGGACAACCUGCUUCCUGUACUUCAGGCACCAGUUGACCGAGUGUCGGACAUCCUGCUGGGAAAGCGUGCUGGUGGCCGACAGCCUCUUUCUGCAGAUCCCAGAGGGGCACCUUCCAGAGGGGAGCAAAGAGGGUCUCAUCCUUCUCCUUCAGUUUGCUGAAGAGAAUCUCAAAGUCCGCUAUGUCUUUGCAUGGUUUUCAAAAAACAGAGAGGAUCGAUUGUCCAUCACAAAGACUUUCCACUACAUGGGGUUCGAGAUGGUGAAGCCAGGUCAUCCACUGGUGCCCAAUCAGACCAACUGGCUAUUCAUGCUUUACUCGCUGGAUCCCAGCAGCUCAGAGGAAGCCUGAAGACAUCAUGGCCUUCGGGUUUCUCCCGUUGUCCCUCGCCCAACCUGGCAGCCUCGGCAUGCAACUCGAUCAAGGCAAUCCCUCUGUGUGGGGCUGCUUGCGGGAGACCUGUUAGUCAUUCAGUGAUUCAGGCAUCCUGAGGUGUGCAUUGAGAUCAAGCUGGGCUGAGAGAUCAUCCCAUUAGCUGGUUUCCAUUCUUUGCCUGUGCCAGUAAGCAGUCCCUUGCCAAGGAAGAUUUCACAACUGGGUCAUUUGGUGCUAUAAAUACUCAUAUCCCCCGAAAACCUUGCACCAAAUAUCACUGUAUACAGGUUUAUGCAUUACUGAAAUAAGAAACUGUCUUUAAAGAAGACCAAAAAGUAAAUGUAUGGAGAGUGAUAUUUAGAAGCUAUUGACCUACUAUACCAGUCAAAAGUUUGAGUGCAUUUACCGAAAGCUUUCACAAGUCAUUCAUUCUUUACCAGUAACCAUUUACAGAGUUUGGGGUCCUGACAGUCCUCAGCCUAUCCAGGAAACAUGAGGUGUGAGGCAAGGUACACCCUGGAUAAGACACCAGUCUAUCGCAGGACAUUCACUCAAACAUUCACACAUUGUGGCCAAUGUGGAGUCACCGAUUCACCUGAAAUGUCUUCGGACUGUGGGAGAUAAUAGAGCACCUGGGACAAACAUGGGGAAAACAUUCAAACCUACUUGCUUAACAGGUCUGAUCACAAAAUGUGAUCUUGUGACUCUUGUCCAAUUCUUCACAUGCAAACUUUGGACUGGUAAUGUAGAUUCUCUAGUGAUUAUAGUUAAACUGUAUUUCUGUUUUAUAUGAUACCUGGCAACUUUUUGGUGAUAUAGAGCAAUAACUUGUAUAUCCUUAGUGACUUGCAGUACAUCUGUUUUUGUCCAGUUUUCUGGGUGUUAAAAUCUUUCAGCUCAGGUCAGCUAUUUUCUACCAUCUACUGCCAAAGGAAAACAGGUAAAAGUCUUUAUCCCUUUUGUCUGUUGUCACUGUUUUACUGUAGGUAUUCAUAUUCUUACUGCUGACUUUGUGUUGCUGUUUGCCUGAGUGUUCCUAAGAGCAAGUUAAUCAAUUAGGUUGCAUGAGGAGAUGGUUAUGAUGAAGCAACACAGAAAGUGUCAUUGUGAUAAAAGAGCAAGCCCAUUCACUCAGGAGCUGAGACUCGGUGACUGCUCAGGAUCGUUGAGGUCGCAGUCACUUUAGACAUGAAUUGAAAAACACUGAAAUGAAAUUAAGAAUAUUCUAUACAACUAUAAUGCUAUAUUCCACACAACUACAUGUAGUGGCCACUGAUUUUCCACUAAAGGCCUUAGUAAAGCCACCACCUGUCCUGGUCAUGUGACUUAUUUAAAACAUGUACAGGGCUCUUACAUGCCUGUGAAAGUGUGUAAAGUUAACAUGCUUUUCAGUCUUACUGUAAAAUGUCAAUCUUCAUUCUUAAUGAAAAUAUAUGUAAAAGAAAUGGCAGAAAGAUUUGACACAAGGAAUGUAUAUCAGGAAAGUUAUAUAACAGGUACAUGAUAUCCAGUAGUAUGUAGCUGUUCUUCCCGUUUUUACCAGCUUAACCAGAGUCUCAGUGACCCUUGAAUAAUGACAGCCUCCAUGAAGGUUGGCUUACAAGGCAAAUUAAGGACACACACUACACUGUUUGCCUGGGUGCUCACACUUUGAACUGAACACUACCUGGCGGAAUCAAAGAAGCUAUAGUGAUACAUAAUUAAAUGCAUAUGCAAUAAGUGACAUCAGCACUUGAUAUUGCAUUCUUCAGUACAUCUUAAACAGGAUAUAGCUAGCAUAUAUGGAGCACUGCUAUUCAAUCUGUAAUUAGUUUUUUUUUUUUUUUUACUUUAAGAAAUGCUUAAAGCUAUACUAAAGUGGUGCAUGUACAUAUUUACUUUUAAGUUUUUGCAAAUUAAAAUAAAUUUGAGCUCAUCUCUUAUUCCAUUG
Molecule: messenger RNA, 2580 nt
Organism: Scleropages formosus (Asian bonytongue)
Lineage: Eukaryota; Metazoa; Chordata; Actinopteri; Osteoglossiformes; Osteoglossidae
Product: ornithine decarboxylase antizyme 2-like
Biological process (GO): positive regulation of protein catabolic process
Cellular component (GO): nucleus; cytoplasm
Molecular function (GO): ornithine decarboxylase inhibitor activity
Source: RefSeq, a predicted model, not a curated record